Molecule: messenger RNA, 3733 nt
Organism: Lemur catta (Ring-tailed lemur)
Lineage: Eukaryota; Metazoa; Chordata; Mammalia; Primates; Lemuridae
Gene: CSNK1D
Product: casein kinase 1 delta
Exons: 9
Coding region: 344-1591 (415 amino acids)
Biological process (GO): positive regulation of canonical Wnt signaling pathway; peptidyl-serine phosphorylation; positive regulation of proteasomal ubiquitin-dependent protein catabolic process
Cellular component (GO): spindle microtubule; nucleus; cytoplasm
Molecular function (GO): ATP binding; protein serine/threonine kinase activity
Source: RefSeq, a predicted model, not a curated record
CCGGGUUGCUAGGGGAAGUGACGUCACAGCGCGAUGGCGGCGGCUCCUUCAGGCAGCUGAAGGGGGAUUUAGGCCCGGAAGAUCCGAGUCCAUCCGCGGCGGGGAGAGGGCGAGCGGGGCCGGCAGGGGCCGGAGCAGGGGCGGCGGCGCUCGGACUGUCCCAUCCGCCCCGUAUUGAGGCGCUGGGAGCGGCGAGGUCGUCGGAAAGCGAUGGUGAAAUUGGGGCCGUGAGGGGGGCGGAGCCGGCAGCCGGACCCGCAGUAGCGGCAGCAGCGGCGCCGCCUCCCGGAGCUCAGACCCAGGAAGCGGCCGGGAGGGCAGGAGCGAGCCGGGCCGCGCCGCCAUGGAGCUGAGAGUCGGGAACAGGUACCGGCUGGGCCGGAAGAUCGGCAGCGGCUCCUUCGGAGACAUCUAUCUCGGUACGGACAUUGCUGCAGGAGAAGAAGUUGCCAUCAAGCUUGAAUGUGUCAAAACCAAACAUCCUCAGCUCCACAUUGAGAGCAAAAUCUACAAAAUGAUGCAGGGAGGAGUGGGCAUCCCCACCAUUAGGUGGUGCGGAGCCGAGGGCGACUACAACGUCAUGGUGAUGGAGCUGCUGGGGCCCAGCCUGGAGGACCUCUUCAACUUCUGCUCCAGGAAGUUCAGUCUCAAGACGGUCCUGCUGCUUGCCGACCAGAUGAUUAGUCGUAUCGAGUACAUUCACUCAAAGAACUUCAUCCACCGAGACGUGAAGCCAGACAAUUUUCUCAUGGGCCUGGGGAAGAAGGGUAACCUGGUCUAUGUCAUUGACUUCGGGCUGGCCAAGAAGUACCGGGACGCAAGGACCCACCAGCACAUCCCCUACCGGGAGAACAAAAACCUCACAGGGACGGCGCGGUACGCCUCCAUCAACACCCACCUCGGCAUUGAGCAAUCUCGAAGAGAUGACUUGGAGUCUCUGGGUUAUGUGCUGAUGUACUUCAACCUGGGCUCUCUCCCCUGGCAGGGGCUGAAGGCUGCCACCAAGAGGCAGAAAUAUGAAAGGAUUAGUGAGAAGAAGAUGUCCACUCCCAUUGAAGUGUUAUGCAAAGGCUACCCUUCUGAAUUUGCCACGUACCUGAAUUUUUGCCGUUCCUUACGUUUUGAUGAUAAACCUGACUACUCAUACCUGAGGCAGCUCUUCAGGAAUCUCUUCCACCGCCAGGGCUUCUCCUACGACUACGUGUUUGACUGGAACAUGCUCAAGUUUGGCGCCAGCCGUGCUGCUGACGACGCCGAGCGGGAGCGGCGGGACCGAGAGGAGCGGCUGAGACACUCCCGCAACCCAGCCACCCGGGGGCUCCCUUCCACGGCCUCGGGCCGCCUACGGGGCACCCAGGAAGUGGCUCCGCCCACGCCCCUCACCCCUACCUCACACACGGCUAACACCUCUCCUCGGCCCGUGUCUGGCAUGGAAAGAGAGCGGAAAGUGAGUAUGCGGCUGCACCGUGGGGCCCCCGUCAACAUCUCCUCGUCCGAUCUCACGGGCCGACAAGAUACCUCUCGCAUGUCCACCUCACAGAUUCCCGGUCGGGUGGCUUCCAGUGGUCUUCAGUCUGCCGUGCACCGAUGAGAACUCUCCUUCUUGCUGUGAAGGGCAGACAAUGCAUGGCUGAUCUACUCUGUUACCAAUGGCUUUACUAGUGACGCGCCCCCCGGUCUAGAACCGAAGUGUUAACCGGGAGCUCUGCAGGCCACUCACCCAGCGACGCUCAUGGGGGAAACAAAACACAAACUAAGCGGACAGACUCCAAGAGCUGCCAUCACCGGGGCUGCCACCGAGGCCCCCCACGGGAACUGAGUUGUGACGGGGCUGGGAAGAAGGCAGUGAGAGAGACUCAGACUCCCUCGCAAGAGCUGUCAGCCCCGCCAGUGGUGGUAACCUGUGCUCCCUGACGAUUCCACUGUAACUACCAGUCUUCUACUUGGUUAAGACAGUUUUGUAUCAUUUUGCUAAAAAUUAUUGGCUUAAAUCUGUGUAAAGAAAUCUGUCUUUUUAUUGUUUCUUUCUUGUCUGUUUUUGCGGUCUUAUAAAUAGAUGUUGACUUUAAAGAAUCCUGAAACAAAGACACUGGCUUGGAGUUUCUGUGUGAAGUGGAGUCAGGCAGGGAGAGGGGGUGCACAUGGAUCUCGAGGGUGUGUGUUGUGUUGUUUCGUUUGUUUUGUCCACUUUAGAGAGGAAGUUUCUCAUCAGUUCUAUGACGUGAGCGUGUGUGUCGUGGGACCUCGGCAGCCUGGUUUUGGCAUCUCCCUCACUCUUGCCCGCUGCAGACUGAAACGCCUGCCCUGGGACCUGGCUGGCCCUCGGCGUGGGCGGAGGGUGCUGCUCCCGGCCCCACGCUGUCCUCCCCGGGGAGGGGUGGACUCUGAGGAGCUCGGAGGCUGUGAGCCCCGGAGACGGCGGGGCACUCCGAGAGUGAACGCUGCGUGCAGUUGUGGUUCGCUGGAGAGGACUGUGACUCGAGACUCGUUGGGGUCGUGUGUGAUUACCUCGGUGGUGCUUGUUGCCUCACCGCCUUUGAACUUGGGAACUUUCUGAACAGACUGUAAAUACUGCCGUGCGGAUUGGCUGUUAAUCUGUGCUAACACCUGUGUGCUCAACACCACGGAGCGGGUCGUCCCCACGGAUGCCAAGGGUGUUGCCCAGAAAAGCCGGCGCGCUGAAGGGCAUCCACCCUGAAGUGCCGAGAAGCGGGUGCCUCUCACGGCCUGGCCAGAGCUUCAGGUCCAGGACAGGUGGCAGCACACACCUUGCGACCCUCAGUGGGAUGGACGUGAGCCAGUCGGAAGUGAAGCAGGGUGGGCUGAGUCUCACCAGAAGGAAGGCGGCCCCACGGGCUGGUACUCCCCACCCCCCCCCCGCAGGGCUCGCGGCUGCUGAUGUGCUUUCUUGCCUUUAAUUUUGCAGCUGUCAGGCCGCACGGUGGCGACAGCCAGUGGGGGUGAGCUCUCCUGUCUCGGGAGUGAGGUGCGGUGUCUGCUCAUAGCUACUUCUGCCUUUCUUCCUGUCACCUGUGCAGGUGUUGUGUUUGGAAAUGGGGCGUGCAUUGGGAGCCAGGGACCUGAAGGUGUCCACCUUGGUCCCUCCCUUCCCCGUGGCCCCAGCACAGGAGCCCUGGCCCUGGGGUGCCGUCCUGGUGGGCCUCCCAGGGUGUGGCCGUUUGCUGUCCUGGCCAGACAUCUGUCUGAGCCCCUGGGUGCUGUUUUCUGAAUCCUGAGCUGGUUACUCUAAGCAUUUUGUGGUGUGGAGCCUUGAGCGGGUGGGGCUGCGUGUCAGGGUGCAGGGGGAGGCCGGGGCAGGUCGGGGCGAGUUUGAGAGGUGCUCUGCUUUGUUGCCAAGCGCCUUCACCCAUCACACUCCCCACUCCACGCGGUGUUAGCAGUGACCGCCUGUGUGGCACGAGCUUGUUUGUAAAUACCCGUGGUCCCGAUGUAGGGCCAGCAAGGUUGUGCAGGGCAGCCUCUGCCUCUGCAUCCUGGCUCCAACCCGCCGUUGCUGGGUUGAAUCAGAGUGGACUUGCUCGAGUCCUCGAGGGUGUGUGGCUAUGGCAGUUCUCACCCAGUGUUUACCCCCACCCUCCUCGCAGAAAGCUAGUUAGAAUGUCUGUGUCGACCUGUGUAGUGGCAACAGUCUGUGCUGUGCGUUUGUGUCACCACUGUAUUUGUGUACUUAAGAACUGUGUACAUAAUAAAUUCAUAAUGACUUCUACCUUUC